Molecule: messenger RNA, 4334 nt
Organism: Danio aesculapii
Lineage: Eukaryota; Metazoa; Chordata; Actinopteri; Cypriniformes; Danionidae
Gene: usp43a
Product: ubiquitin specific peptidase 43a
Exons: 15
Coding region: 290-3757 (1155 amino acids)
Biological process (GO): protein deubiquitination
Molecular function (GO): cysteine-type deubiquitinase activity
Source: RefSeq, a predicted model, not a curated record
UCUGAAGCAUGGAGUUCAGCCGAGUGUAAUUCCAGGUGCGUACGAGAGCGUCAUGGAUAAAUCGAAAGUAGCGCAGCAGAGAACAACGAUAGGGAAUGUCUGGGACGCGGUAAUCACGAGUCUCGGUGCCAAAACCGGUGCCUUUAGAAUCUGUUUUUCACCGUCGUGAUGGUUUAGUGAUGAAGAAUUUUGAGACGCACAGGUGGGAGCGACGUGUCUUCACACCGCCGUGCACUUGUUUCUCUUACUGACGUCCACUGCUCGGUUUGGGCGAAACGACGGACUAAACAUGGAUACACUGAGGGAAACCAGGAAACAAACAAUCAAAGCCAAAUCGGCGAAGCGCAAGAACAAAACGCACAAGUCCCAGAAGCUGUUCAGAAGGAAAUCGUUAAAAUCGCUGGGAAAUUUUAUGAGCAGGAUUGUCAAAACUUUGGGCACUUUGGCACACUUGGGGGACGCAGAUCAGCCGGACGCGGCUGCGGAGGAUGAUGAUGGUGGAUUUGGAGACACGGCGAGUGUCCACAACUCUGGGAACUAUAGAGAGAGUUCGGCGAGGAAAAGCUCUUCUUACGGGUCUGUGAAAGAAAGACUGUCGUGGUGUUACGGCGAGAAAACACCGGGAGUUCAGGGUCUGAAGAAUCACGGAAACACCUGUUUCAUGAACGCUGUGGUGCAGUGUCUGAGUAACACAGAACUUCUGGCUGAAUAUCUGGGUCUGGAGCAGUAUAAAUAUGAAUUUAAUGAGCGGAGGAUCAACGGGAUGAUGAAGAGUGAGGAGGUCAGAGGGGAAGUCACGGACAAGCUGGCAUUGUUAGUGAGGGCGCUCUGGACGAACGACUACACGCCUCAGCUGUCGGUGGAUUUUAAGAGUGUUGUGGCCAAGUAUGGCUCUCAGUUCAAAGGAAACGCUCAACAUGAUGCUUUAGAGUUUCUGCUCUGGCUUCUGGAUUGUGUGCAUGAGGACGCUAACCUCUCCACCAACAACAACCAAAGCAGAAAUAGAUCAUCCAGCAAGGGUUCUGUGGGAUUGGAGGAGAGUUCAUGCCCCAGCCCAGCAAACUCACAGCAGCCUGGAACUCGACACAGUUUUGUACAGGAGCACUUCCAAGCCCAGUACAGGUCAUCGUUGACAUGCCCGCAUUGCCUUAAACAGAGCAACACCUUUGACCCUUUCCUGUGUAUUUCACUUCCAAUCCCACUGCGACAGACCAGGGCCCUGAAUGUGACUCUGGUGUUCAGCACAGAAGGUCAGCGGUUUCUGAGAAUAGGGCUGGCUGUGCCUCUCUUUGGGUCUAUUUCAACACUCAGGGCCAUGGUAGCAGAGGAGGGCAAGCUCUCUCCAGACCAGGUGAUUUUGACAGAGAUGAACUCGGGUGGGUUCCAGCGCUCUUUCUCUGAUGAAGAUGAUAUGACCAGUAUAUCAGAGAGUGAUGUCAUCUACGCCUUCCAGGUUCCACCUCACUUCACCAGAGGAGGUUCCAUGCGGUUCUCAGGGUACCAUCACUCCCUCCCCUCCUCCCCAUACACUGCAGAUUUCAAAGGUCACAGGCUACCACCGUCAGGGACGUUAUCAUCAGAAUUCUUGAAUCAGGGGGGUUCUUCAAAAGUCCUCCUCUUAAUCUGCAGUGUGGCUGGCUCUGGCCAACAGGCUACAAGGUUUGGCCCACCGUUUCUGAUGAGAGUAGAAAGGACUCUUUCUUGGGAUCAUCUGCAACAGAGUGUCUGCAAUAAGCUUUACGUUUUUCAAAAAACUGCAAUAAUAAAGACUACUGAACUGUUCAAAGUGCGUGUGGUGGGUGGAUCAGCCUCCUGCAGUUAUCUGUCUCCGCAUGACACCAGACCUCUAUGCCAUCCCACCCUGGACAGAGCCCUGAAGUUAUGUGGUCCAGGUGGUCCUCUGCAUGUGAAGCUCGUAAUUGAAUGGGACAACAAAAUUAAAGAGGGCCUCUUUGGCAAUAUCCAAGAGGAGGUGAUUGAAGAUGCAGAGAGUGUGAGAAUCCAGCAGCAGAAUCAUGUACAACAGCACAGCUGCACACUGGAUGACUGUUUUCAGCUCUACACCAAAGAGGAGCAGCUGGCACCAGAUGAUGCAUGGAAGUGCCCCCACUGUAAGCAAAUGCAGCAGGGAAUGGUGAAGAUGAGUUUAUGGACACUGCCCGACAUCCUCAUACUACACCUGAAGCGUUUUCGGCAGGUGGGCAAACGGCGAAACAAACUCUCCACCCUCAUCCGCUUUCCUGUAAGUGCUCUGGAUAUGACCCCCCAUGUGGUGAAACGCAGUCAAAGCAUGAAGAAUCUGGCCCCUUUGCCUGAAACUUGGAAGCAUGGAGAGACUGACUUUCUUUAUGACUUGUAUGGAGUUUGCAACCACCACGGAGGCAUGCAUGGAGGCCAUUACACAGCCUAUUGCAGGAACUCUGUGGACGGCCACUGGUACAGUUAUGAUGACAGCAGUGUGGAGAUUGUGCCAGAGGAGGAACUGUGCACACGAGGGGCUUAUAUCCUGUUCUACCAGAGGAGAAAUGUCAUCCCACCCUGGUCUGCCAACAGCUCGGUCAGAGGUUCCACCAGCUCCUCGAUGUCAGACCACUGGCUCAUCCGUUUGAAUGGUGACAGUAAAAGAGGAAGUAUGGUUUCACGGUCUUCUACAACAUGCCCUUCUUCCAUCCCAGACUCCCCAGAGUCUCCAGUCUUUAAAAAUGAACCCUCAGCAGAGGAAAGAGUGUCUUUAGGUGGGUUUGAAAGCAGACCUUUUGUGCGAGGAAUUCAAGGUCGUAGUGUAAGCAUGAGAAGUCCCACCAAGACUAAAGUGCUCCCACUGCGAUGGUCCUUUGGAAAUAAAGACCGCCACAAACCUGCCCCAGCUUCUGAACAGUCUCCUGCAGAACUGGUGGAGUAUUUAGAGUCUGGGAGGAGACCGAGAUGUACCAAAGACCCCAUUGUUUCCCUAAUGACUCGACCUUCAGACAAAGACGACGAUGCAAAAAAAACAGCCAAACCUUCCAGCCACAAUGGCCUCAGACCUCCAGAAUAUCUGAAAAUACCACAGGGUCAAGUAAAAAGUAGCUCAGAGAAAGCAAUGGACCAACAACCUGCCAGUAGCAGUAGAUCAAGAGAAGAAGGGACCUUGACCAGACGGAGCAGCAGAAAAUCCAAACCGGACCAAACGCAGUCCAGAAAGAGCUCUGGUGCAGGGAUCCAGUCCAGUUGUAGUGGUCCAAAUGGCUGGGAAACAGCACAGAAGGAUGAGUCAAGUGACAAACGUGACCAAUCAGAGGAUAAGCAUAGAAAAGGGCAGGAGACUAAACGUCAUGAUAGUGUCUUCGCUUUUCUCAAAGGUGGCUUUAUGAAGAAGGACUCCCUUCGGAAGUCUCGGGAUAAUGAUUCUGUCAAAAAGGCUGAUGCAGGGGUGAAGAGCCCAUCUGGAGUUUCCCUCUCCAAUGGGACACAUAAUAGAAAUCCAGAAGGUAAAGCCAGUACUAUGAACCAUGGUAGCAGGCACGGAAGUGAACUGGUGAAUGGCAAGGUGAGUCGUGGUUCCUCAGACAUCAAACGCUCACAAAGCUCAUCGAAUAUUCAAAGCAAAACUGAUCUAGGCUUAAGAAGAACAGCAUCUUUACACAGGAACAGCACAACGGUGGCCCAACCACAGAGCGUGCCUGGGGACAGGGGCUCUCAGAACACUUUACAACGCACACGAUACAGCACAAACUCACUGGGCAGAAAGAAGGCAGUGCCUGAAUCAAGUUUCUAAGACUUAUGCUGUGUUCACACCAGACGCGGUAUGCAUGGAUAAAUCGUGAGAUUCAUGCGUAAAUAGAUGCGUGAACAUUUUAAGUUUACUUGCUUCAUUCGCGUGUCAAAUCCGCUUCAUUCACGCGUCAAAUUUACUAAGCAAUAGACGCAGAUUCGCAUCAUGGGUGAGGCUUCUGUCUGCCUGGUGACUGUAGCUUCAUUGCUAAAUGGCUAACAUGGAUUUUAUUGAGAGAAUAGCUGUGUUUAUGUGCUUUAAAAGGACUGAAAAACAGCGUUGAUUCCUUUGAAGCAGUGUCUGAGUCAACUAAAUCCAUUCAGGAGUUCAUCAACUCUUCCAGAAACUACCUGGAUGAUGGAAGCUUUCAGCGGUGCUUCUGACUGAGCUGAGCCAAGUUUGAUGAACUGUUGUCAGUGUCGGCAGGAGGAUUUUCCCCCGGGACACCAAAAACAAGCGCUACAUCAUAAUCAUGCCCCUAAAAGAGCAAGCUCCUGAUUGGUUAAUGUGGCGCGAAUGUCUGCUGAAGUUUAGAUUUUCGAACUCGAGCGAUUUGCGCAAAACACUGGAUAUGUUCAAC